AUGGUACAUCUGACCUUAGAUCUGAUCGCUAAAUCUAAAAACCACUUCAAAAAGAAAAGGGGCCUCUCUUUCCCAGAGUACCUCCAUGCUCUCACCCACCUCCACUUUUCCAGCAAAAGCAUUGAACACAUUGUAAGUAGCUAUUAUUUAAAACAUACACUCCAUAUAUUUGCUUUCCCUCUUAUGUGUUUUUUUGUUUUCUUUUUCAAGGGUGAUAUCUCCAUGUGUAGAAACCUCACUGUACUCUACCUGGACUAUAAUCAGAUCACACACAUUUGCAACCUUGACUUUGCCUCCAAUCUCACUCAUCUGCACAUGCAGAACAACAACAUUACUCAUAUGGACAACCUCUCCAAUCUGCACAGGCUCACCAAACUGUGAGUAUGCACGUUGAAGUGAUUAUUGUGUUGCAUUUCUCAUGCCAGGAUAAUGAUUUUUAAGCUUUAAGUGUGUCUGAGAGUGUGUUGUUUUUAGGUAUCUGGGUGGAAACAGGAUUGCAGUGGUGGAGGGCUUAAAAAAGCUCGGUGAGCUUAAGGAGCUUCAUCUGGAGAACCAAAGGCUCGCACCUGGGGAAAAGUUGCUCUUUGACCCCAAGACUCUCCUCUCUCUGGCUGUAUGACCUACUUUUACUCUGACCUGUACACAGAUAGUAUAGGAAAAGAGGCAUGAUCCACAUACCUUGACAUUUUGGGGUUUCUCUGUAUUUAAUCAUGUGUUUUAAAGUGCUUUCUUUAAUGUUAGAAAAUGUCAAAAGCCUGGUUAUCUUUUUAUAAAGCUGUAUAUGAGCUGGAGAUCAAUGUGCGAGGUUACAUAUCAAGUUGAAGAGAUCUCUAGAUUUCUCAGCGGCCAGUGAUCUAUGUGAGAGCAGUAUUGUGCUGGGUUUGAUGAUGUCAAAGAGACCUCUGUUGCUCUCUCUGGUCUGACAGAUCAGUUGGGUCUUCUUGCUUCAAGUACCACCCAGGCCAUGGAUAAACACACCAAAAAUUUCAGCUUAUGGUUUGUUUGGAUAAUUAAAGAAAUUGCUGUGCAAAUUUAAAGAGUUCCAGCCUAUAUAAAUGUGCCAUUAUAGAACUUCAAACCUGGAUGAAUAUUUAACAGCAGCACUUUCUGGAGACAAAGUUUGACAUGAUCCUCCCAGUCUGCAGGUAUUAAAAUGACAUAUGUGUAUGGGUAAAUCAAAGUUUAUUUUUUGAGCUUUUUACACAAACGAUAGCACAGUAAUGUGUUUCCAUAAUGUGUUUUAAAGUGGUUUCAGAAACAGUCAGACUUGUGGUAUUUCUUUUGCGGAGGGGAGCUUUUAGAUAUACAUUAUAUCUGUAAUUUUCUCUUAUUGUAUCACUUGUAUAAUUUUUAUUCUUCCUUAAUUAUUUUCACAGGAGUCUCUGUGUGUCCUGAAUAUAAGUAGCAACAACAUUGAUAGCAUUAAAGACAUGAUAGUUUUGAAGGAACUCCGGGAUUUUUCUGCAGCUGACAAUAAACUACACAGCAUCGAGGUAAGAAUAACUCUUCUAAAAAGGACUUUCAAAUGUCUCUUAAAUUAUUUUGCUCACUGUGCUGCAAUCAAAGUAAAUACCACCACAUCACAACAACUAUGUGUGACGCUGUGUAUCCACACAGCAGAUAUGAGUUGAUCAGGUCAGCAUAAACAUUGUCCUGUAGUGUUCUGCAGUCAUGUGUGAAAUGAUAUGCAGAACAGCGUUCUAAAGAACCGAAUCCUGCAAAUCCUGCCGUAUAGGUUCCCAGUCUCCAUGGCUUGCACGGGGUCAGAAUUAUUCAACAAAUCAGCGAGCUAUUCCCCUGACACUUUCCUCGCUGACAGUUUUAAACAAGCACAAGUUUCUCUCUUUCCUUGGGAGGUUGAUUUUUCCUCUCUGCCUCAGAAUCCUCUAUUUGAUACUCUCAACCAGCAAAAUUCAACUUUACAGGACAUUCAUGUAGAAAAGAGAUAUGGACUUGUUUGAAGAAUGGGCUGCUUGGUUUUGAAGGUCACUUUUUAAUAGCAGAGUCUUUCUUUUGUUUGAACAGAAAAGUUAACUGAAAAUGUUGAUGACUCUUUAUAACUGAGGCGACUAAACACAAGCGAUUUUCCUGUGAGCACUUUGAUACAGGUAAUUACCGUAUACGUGUCAUUUAGCUGAUAUCUCUAUAAUUUAUACAACCUCUCUGCCAUUAUUGAUCCAGAAAAGACAGCACUCCAAAGGAUCAAUCCCUUCUUUUGCCCCAUUUGCUCAGGAUCCAGAGGAAACAUUAUGGAUUUUUAAAAUAGAUUAUGACAGGCAGUCAGCCAGGGUGACAAAUGGGGAGCAUCUUUGGAGGCCGUUAGCUGUGUGCAGGGCAGAGAGGACAGGGGAAUCGAAGGCCUGGUCAAAUACAGGUUCAUAACUGGCCCAUCAUUAGUCCAGACAAGAGAGCCAGCCGAGCUCGGCGAGUAUCAUGCUUCUGCUGUUCUCCACGCCCCCGCGUGGGGGGCAAUUUGGCGCUGGGCUGCUCUUCAGUGAGGGCCUUCUGAGUGACGGCCCUGACACGAUCAUUUAUCAAAGCCUGGGAGCGCGCGGUGCUCAGGGGUCCCCUCUGAACUGAUUGCAGUACGAGCUGGAAAAGUGGAAGCGCUUUGGCCAAGACAGGAAGGCAAUGAACAAUCAGAGCGUGUCCAGAGAGUGUUCAUAUUUCCAGGCUUGGAUUAAUGUGCCUUUAGAUAAACAUACAACUGCAGGCAACUGGCUGGAGGAGCCAAGCUCACACCGCCCCAGGAGGAAACUUGUAGUUACAUGACACCGGCGACACUGUUUAUUAAAAUGGACUGAUGUGUUGUUUAUGCACCUCUAUUUGCCCUUGUACUUCACAUUAACAUCCAGAUAUACCAAGUCUUUAAAAGUUAUCCUGAUCUUUGUCUCCGAUUAGUAAUCCCAUAGAAAUUGAUCAUAUUUGUCAAAGAUAAGUUGUCUAUUGUUUCCUGAUAAGUUAUUAAACAAAGUGUUGGUUGUGCCUAGGUUGAGGUGUUAUCGGAUAAAAUGAGUGCAGUUAUAGAUCAAGAUAUUUUCCCUUUUUUGUCCAUUUUCAGGAGUUAGAGGAAGUGCUCAGCCACUGGCCUCAGCUACUUCAGAUGAAUUUGAGUGGAAAUCCCGUGUGCAAAAAAGCGAAGUACAGAGACCGCCUGAUUGUGUGCACAAGCCUGGGUGAGACAUACCAAUUCUGUCCCAACAGCAUCUCAAUCCAAACUUGUACACUAUUGCUUGGACUCACCCAGGCUAAAAUUGAAGUCAGUGAUGAUUAAGAGUGAAUCCUACGCUGAUUUAUUCACACUUUCCAUUUUUAAAAUUAAUGGUAGACUGCUUACUUUCUUCAUACAGUUAUUCUUGAUGGAAAAGAAAUUACUGAGUUAAACAGACGGUUCCUUAUCAACUGGAAAGCAGCCAAAGAGGCAAGGAAGAUCAAAAACAACCAACAUGUGACAAAAACUCAGUCGAUUCCUCAUCCCUUAACUUGUAAGUUUUAGAAUUAGUUGCUUUUAAAAUCUUUUGUAAGCGCUUUUCCUGUAUUUUAACAAUUAUUCAGUGGUUUUAAUGCAUGCUAACAAUGAAUUCAUUAACACUGCAUUAACAAAUGAAAAUGGUUCUUUUUAUCGCUGUUCACUUUGAUUUAUUUUUGAUGAAGUAAAAUGAAGACUUUAAGUAUUGAGGAACAACCACAGCCUUAAAAGAUAUAUGGAUUUUUCUUGUCAAAUGUAGAAACUACCUGAAAAGCUUAAAUUGGAUUUUCAACAACAAAUUAUCUACUUAAGAUUUUUGAUUUUAUCUUUAAAUUGUGUAACUUUGUUUACUUUCUAGGGGACUUAAGCGUGGCCGGUGAGGGUCCACAUCUUGGUCACAUCCACAGCCAUGUUAAAAUGCAGCAGUUGCAGCCACAGUCUCUCAGGUCUGCCACCCCUGAUCACAGAAAACUGAGUUAA
Molecule: messenger RNA, 3949 nt
Organism: Xyrichtys novacula (pearly razorfish)
Lineage: Eukaryota; Metazoa; Chordata; Actinopteri; Labriformes; Labridae
Source: the annotation of a GenBank genome assembly